UAGACAUUAUUUCUCGUACUUCUCCUCGAUAAACUAACUAUAUCAAUGAGUGGUCGUGGUAAAACCGGAGGCAAGGCCAGAGCUAAGGCCAAGACCCGCUCCUCCCGUGCCGGGCUCCAGUUCCCAGUAGGUCGUGUUCACAGGCUGCUGCGUAAAGGCAACUAUGCUCAGCGUGUCGGUGCCGGCGCCCCGGUCUACUUGGCUGCAGUGCUGGAGUAUCUGACUGCUGAGAUCCUGGAGCUGGCUGGAAACGCUGCUCGUGAUAACAAGAAGACUCGUAUCAUCCCCCGUCACCUGCAGCUGGCCGUCCGCAACGACGAGGAGCUCAACAAGCUGCUGGGUGGAGUCACCAUCGCUCAGGGUGGUGUGCUGCCCAACAUCCAGGCUGUGCUGCUGCCCAAGAAGACCGAGAAGCCUGCUAAGACCAAGUAUAAACUAACUAUAACAAUGAGUGGGCGUGGUAAAACCGGAGGCAAGGCCAGAGCUAAGGCCAAGACCCGCUCCUCCCGUGCCGGGCUCCAGUUCCCAGUAGGUCGUGUUCACAGGCUGCUGCGUAAAGGCAACUAUGCUCAGCGUGUCGGUGCCGGCGCCCCGGUCUACUUGGCUGCAGUGCUGGAGUAUCUGACUGCUGAGAUCCUGGAGCUGGCUGGAAACGCUGCUCGUGAUAACAAGAAGACUCGUAUCAUCCCCCGUCACCUGCAGCUGGCCGUCCGCAACGACGAGGAGCUCAACAAGCUGCUGGGUGGAGUCACCAUCGCUCAGGGUGGUGUGCUGCCCAACAUCCAGGCUGUGCUGCUGCCCAAGAAGACUGAGAAGCCCGCUAAGACCAAGUAAAGCUGCUGCCUCUCACCGCUGCUACCAGCCCCACAACGGCUCUUUUAAGAGCCACACACUCUUCCUAU
Nothobranchius furzeri (turquoise killifish) is the source of this 902-nucleotide messenger RNA. RefSeq names its product histone H2A-like. The record is from RefSeq and is a predicted model, not a curated record. Gene Ontology annotation, molecular function: protein heterodimerization activity; structural constituent of chromatin; DNA binding. Gene Ontology annotation, biological process: heterochromatin formation. Gene Ontology annotation, cellular component: nucleosome; chromatin. Lineage: Eukaryota; Metazoa; Chordata; Actinopteri; Cyprinodontiformes; Nothobranchiidae.